CUGACGACUAAUUAUCGUACAAGCAUCGCUUCAUAAUUUGGUGAAUAGCCCUGGGAGUGACGGGAAUUGAUUUUUGAUCUUAGCUUUGGCUCUGGAGGGCUCUGCAGGGAACGCUAUCUUGUGUUCCGUAACGUUGAUACCUCUACAGUGUAUUCUUGAAACAUUAACUGAUUGAAGCACCAUGAAGAGAAUGAUGAACCAACAUGCAUAUUUUCAAAAUGAGAGAUUUUCUGCUUUGCUCGAGGGAGACGAACAGGACGUCCUACGUGGAUGUUCAAUCAGCGAUAUAUUUGAAUCUCUGUCCGAUACAGUGCGAAGCGAUGGAAAACCAAUGCGAGAUGUAGAAGUAGUAAGAUUCGCUGAUAAAUCCAUCACAUUGAAACGAUUAAAUGAAACUGCGAAUCUAGUGGCCAGGAACUUAUUCAUUAAGUUAUGCAAGACAGGGUUCAAUGGACAUGAUAAUAACCAUGGUGAAUUCCUAAUAGGAAUCUGCAUUCCUCCAAGUAUAAAGCGCAUUGUGGGUCUGCUAGCUAUUAUGAAGCUAAACGCUGCUUAUGUCCCAUUUGAAACAGUGCUUCCGGGAGAAAGAGUAAGAUAUAUUGUGGAAGAAACUGACCUCCAAUGCAUCCUCACAGCGGAGACGUGUACUAGUUUCAUGCGUGAGACGAACAGCAACGGUGAUGUUAUGAUAUUUGAUUAUGAUGACCUCCUUCAAGAAGCAAAGUUUGCCUUUUUACCUUCGGACAAUCUUACGGUGGAGAAAUUCGGUGAGAAGCAUUCUGAUGGACUCGUUUGUGUGCUGUACACAUCUGGAAGCACUGGGUCCCCUAAAGGAGUUUGCCUUUAUAGCCACAAUAUUCUCAACCGACUAACGUGGUACUGGAAAGACUUCCCUUUCACGGAUAACGAAAUGGGGGUGCAUAAAACAUCGUUAUUGUUCGUGGACUCAUUGAGUGAGAUAUUAUCAUGUCUUUUGAAAGGGAUACCCCUGCUGGUGCUGCCAAAAGAAGUGGUGGUGAACCCUCAAACCUUUCUUCAAGUGCUCGACCAGCAUAAAGUGACCCGUCUUGUCGUUGUACCGUCUCUCUUAAGGGCAAUGUUGCUGUAUCUGUCCACACAGACGCAGAUUAACCUAAGACGCCUGAAGUUGGUAAUAUGUAGUGGCGAGGAGCUACCUUUGGAUGUUAUAGAAAAUUUCUUCAACCAGUUUCCCAGAGGACCAUCUUUGCUCAACUUCUAUGGAAGCACGGAAACAACAGGGGACGUCACAUAUGAAACGUAUAAGUCCCAAAGUGAUAUUUCAAAAAAUGUUGUAGAGGGUAGAGCGUCCAUUGGAAAACCCAUUACCAAUUGCAAUGUCUAUAUACUGGAUUCUAAUUUAAAAUUGUUGCAUGAAAACGAGUUGGGAGAAAUAUACAUAAGUGGUCUAAAUGUGUCUGGGGGAUACUACAAACGGGGUCACAUGGCGGGAUUUCAAACCAAUCAUCUGUUCGAUCGACCGGGUCAUCAGUUUUUGUACAGAACUGGUGAUUUCGCAAGAUUGGUAGAUGGUAGAAUCAUUUACGAGGGGAGACAGGAUAUGCAAGUGAAAAUCCGAGGCUACAGAGUGAACAUGGUGGAAAUAGAGAAGGCCAUCAGACAGAACUCAGCUGUUGACAAAGUUGUGGUCAUAACAAAUACAAAUCAGAAUAUGUCUGAACUUAUAGCAUUCUGCACGCCAAAUGGCUCUGCAAAACUCGAUGCGAAUCUAGUUGAGGAAGACUGUAAACGAUUGCUUCCAGCGUACAUGCUACCACGUGUUUUCAAAAUAGACGAGAUACCGUUACAACAACAUACUGGUAAGAUUGAUAGGCAAGCUCUCCGAGAAAAAUUUAAUGACAUGUUCAAAAGAAGAGAACGUCCAAAUCCACCAAACUCACUUUCUUCAGAAAGGAGUGCAAAGGACAAAGUAUUAGAUAUUAUUUGCAAGGAAUUAUUCAUCCAGCCUUCACAAUCAAUAAUGGGGCAGAACUUUUUUAAGAUCGGAGGAAAUUCUAUCAAUGCUAUUUCAACCGUUGUGAAGUUGAAAAAACAAGGUUUCAAUGUCGCUAUUGAUGAUUUUCUACGAGCAAGGGAUAUGGAACAAAUUCUGAAUCUGAUUGAUUCGUCACAGAACUGUGGUAUGAACCCAUCCUCACGAAAGAAAUAUCCAUCAAAAUACAAGGUAGAAUAUCUCACAAUGGCGCCAGAUAGAGAGGAACUGAUCCCCUUAUUCACAGAAGCGUUCGUAAAGAAAAACCCGCUUGACCAGUUAGUAGGCACAACCGAGAGAGAAUGGAGGCGUCUGAUCGCUAGCUUUUGGCGGGAACUCCUAGCAGACGACCUCUCAUUAAUCGUACGCGAUACUGAAACUGGUAGAAUUGUAGCUGGAACGAUAGUUUUAGAUAUCAGAACCGAGAUUGACCCCGAUUUUGCAAUGGCUGCUGUUGGCGCUAUUAACGAUGACGCAGAAGAUCCAGUAAAGCAGCGUUUGCUGAGGUCUGGGGGAAAAUACAUCGAUUCUGUUAUGAAUGCUGUUGAUGUAGGGAUCCAGGAUCACGAGAGUAUGCAGAUAUUACACCUGAUGGAAGAAAGUGUAAUCAAAGUGGCAAAAGACAGAGGUUAUGAUGGUAUAAUCACAGCAAACUCACAUCCCGUCACAAUGAAUCUUGAUGAACAUUAUUUCGGCUACAAAAUAGAGAAUUCGCUGCAUGUGAAAAGUUACGUGUACCACGGCGAACGACCAUUUUACAGGGCACCCGAGGACUACUAUAUCAAGGUUAUGGUGAAAUACCUACAUCAUUAGGUCCUAAUAAUGUCGCCGGAAUGAUGCGCUUGAGGAUCAUAUAAUGUGUUCAGACUAUAUUAAAAAAAGUCUCAUCUUCUGGUGAUAAAACAACUGUAAUUUGAUUAUUUUCUACCAUAUUGACCUUAAAAAAUUAUGAUUUAGAUGUUGCUUUUAUGUUAGCAACCCUUGCAAAUUUGAACUCAAGGAUUGGUGCUCUCCCUCCCAGGUGGCAUAUUUGUACGAAGAUCCUAUAUAUCAUAUAGGAGGUUCAUUCAUUUAAAAAAUGUCAGAGCGUUGGAUUAUGUAUUUACUUAUUCUGGAAGCGAAAGGAAAUGGUGAAAUCGUCAUUGAUCCUUUUGAAUGAUAGCGAAUGAUAGCGUAUAGCCAAGCAAAAGUGCAAUUGGUGAAUAGGUAGAUAUGUCCAGAUUUAUUAACUAUUUUAUUCGUCUAUAGGCAUGUUACAUCACAUGUAUCUUACAUUUAAUGGUCAAUAAAAGUAAUUAAAUAAU
Messenger RNA from Owenia fusiformis, 3315 nucleotides. Lineage: Eukaryota; Metazoa; Annelida; Polychaeta; Sabellida; Oweniidae. The record is from the annotation of a GenBank genome assembly.